UAGUGACCAACACUUUGUUGAAAAGAUAUUCUACAAGACCGGUCGGAAUUGCAGGAGCGCUCUUAUUCGCAAUACAAAACAUUAUGCGGGCGUUUGUCAGAAACAUAUUUGACAUGGCAUUUCUUUUUUUAAUACAAGGUUUUGGAAUGGGUCUAAUCAUAACAGUCUGCUAUACGGUUUUCAAUGCGUACUUCGUGAAAAAGAGAACGAAAGUGAUGAGCGUAGCGCAAGUCUUCAUCGCGUUGGGUGGAAUUAUUUAUCCAAAAUUAAUCGGAAAGUUAAAGAUAGUGUAUGAUUUUCGCGGUACCGCAGCGAUUAUCGGCGCAAUAAGUCUUAAUGGUAUCAUCGGCAUGGCACUGAUGCAUCCCGUGGAACGGCACCUCAAGAACAUUGAUGUUGUUCGUGCUGAAAAGGCGCGUGAAAAGGAAGAAAAGUGUCAAGAACUGGCACUAUCGAGUCAACGUCAUUCGACCAUCUCGGGAAUCGAGAGUGAAAUUAACGAAAGGUCGGAAUCAGUAUCUAUGCGGGAAAAUUUAACGAGGCGGAUGUCGACUUUAUCCGCAUCCAGCGUAGCCAAUUUGGCGACUAGCGUCGGUGCAUUGAGUGAUAUACGUCAACAAUAUCUGAAAGAGCAAAUCUUGGAGGACCAGACAAAUAAAGAAACUCUGAAGGAGAGAGAGAAUGAGAAGGAAACGCCGAGGAAAAACAAGAGGAGUCAAAAUUAG
Nylanderia fulva is the source of this 725-nucleotide messenger RNA. Lineage: Eukaryota; Metazoa; Arthropoda; Insecta; Hymenoptera; Formicidae. The record is from RefSeq and is a predicted model, not a curated record.